Pieris brassicae (large cabbage white) is the source of this 1406-nucleotide messenger RNA. RefSeq names its product peroxisome biogenesis factor 10 (gene Pex10). The record is from RefSeq and is a predicted model, not a curated record. The transcript has a single exon. Lineage: Eukaryota; Metazoa; Arthropoda; Insecta; Lepidoptera; Pieridae. Gene Ontology annotation, molecular function: zinc ion binding. Gene Ontology annotation, biological process: protein import into peroxisome matrix. Gene Ontology annotation, cellular component: peroxisomal membrane. Bases 465 to 1286 code for a protein of 273 amino acids.
CAAAUAGGAUAACUUUUAUAUGCUAUAGGUAUAUAAAACUGGUCAUUAAAAAUUUGCUUACCAUCGGACAUUAUUUUGAAAUUAUUUAACAUAUGCGAUAAUUUUUAUCGUAUGGUUGGGAACCUAGAUUGAAGAUUGUAAACCCCUAUUAUAUUCUAAAAUGAAAUGAUUCUAUACUCAUUAUUCUAUGACUUGCGGUAUAAAUGUAUAGCUGUGGAAUAUGGAUUGUGGCCCAAUCACAAUCAGCUGUUCAGCAAAAAAUGUUCAACAAAAGUUUGUAAAUAUAAAAUUAUAUUAUUAGUGAACCACUAAUAUUUUAUAAAAAUAAUCUUUAAUUUUAUAAAACAUUGACAUAUUGAUGAUUAUAUUGAUAAUCAUAAGUGUUGGCUAAGCAUAAUUGGAAUAUUUUAACUCAAUGCCAUUAGUAUUCAAUAUACAUAGUAUUUAAGGAAUCAAAAAAUUCGAUGGCUUUACCUACCGCGCAGCCUGCUGAGGUACUUCGUGCUUGGCAGAAAGACAAUUUAUAUGAAAAGAAUUUAUCUGCAUCGUUAGCGAAACUACUUUCCUCUCAGCACGCAUCCAAGGCUAUUCCUAUUUCGUUUGUACUCUACAAAUCUUUUACAACCCUACGAGAGCUACAAACGCUUGGUGAAGAAUAUUCUGGUAUUGUGCAAGUUGAUGACUCCUAUCACAAACUACCCACGUUUUGUAACCGCCUCAUAAGUAUUUUACUGUCAGCCUUCGGUGAGAACAUUACACAAAGAUUACUUCGUAGUGUAGAGAAGCAAAUUGAAAUUAACUCAUCAUUAAGACCAGCAGCACAAAAUCUAUUUUUAGUGACUUUUAAGGCAUUGGGUAAUAUUUUACCACAAAUUGAAAGCAUACAUAGGGCAUUAUCUUACAUUAAUGGUGGUCCACUUGAAAUUGGUAAAACAUUGACAAGAAUAAACUAUGUCCAUGUUAGACCAGCUGCAGCUGCUUAUUAUGCACAUCUGAGGCUAUUAGGUAUAGUAACACUGUUGCAUGCAGUUAUUAGUUGUGGCCAGAAUCUAUACCAGGCCAAGAAGCACCUUGAGGAGAUGGCGGAUUUUCCAAAUGAAGUGGAUAAUAGUAGGUCUUGUGUGGCAUGCUUAGAUGAAAUAGUACAACCAUGUGUUUUACAAUGUGGGCAUUUUUUCUGCAUGCAAUGUUGUUAUGGUGCAUUAGAAAGUUGUGCUUUAUGUAGGACACCAUUUUCUAAAAACACUGUUGUACCAUUAUUGAACUAUUGUCCUAGUUUGAACUAGUAUACUAUUUUUCAGUCUAGUUCCAUCUUAUGGUCUGUGUUAAAGGUAUGAGCAUAAUAUGUUCAAUAAGUAAAGUUUAUAUUAUUAUAUUGUUUUUAAAAAUUAAAAAGCAUUUAGAAC